Cuscuta epithymum is the source of this 8249-nucleotide messenger RNA. The record is from the annotation of a GenBank genome assembly. NCBI's taxonomy places the organism in Eukaryota, Viridiplantae, Streptophyta, Magnoliopsida, Solanales, Convolvulaceae.
AGAACUCUCUUCCUAUUCGGGAAUAAAAAACAUGAUACUUCUAUUUUGAAAUUUCAAAACGUUUUUACAGGGCCGUUUAAUGAAUUUGGAGGCCUCGAUUCUAAAUGUAAAAUCGGGGCCCCAAACUAAUAUAAAAAGUUUAUUAAAAAAUAUCAAUCCAAAUACUUAUAUUCAAAUCAAUUGAGUACUUAUUAAAGAGAACCAAGAGUAAAAGGACCAACGAAUAUAAUAAUGGAUUUAUAAUUUUCUUCCUUACUAAUUGUAUUUUACAGUUUAGUAUUAAUAUAUAAUAUUACUCCUUAUUAUAUAAUACUAAAAGAAAUUUAAAAAUUUGGGGCCCCUAAAAAACGCCCCUGCGUUUUUACUCCUAUUUGGAGAAUUCUCUCAAUAUUUUUGUUAUUUUUUCACCCAUUAACCUCAAAAUACAUGCUAAGUUAACAAUUAGAGGUGGAACCAUUUGUAAUGGGGCCCAAAGUUUUGAGAAAGAAGAGAAUGCAUACGGCUGUGGUAUAUUGGUAAUCCCGCACCUCUAUCCUUGGGUCUCUUCACGUGAUUCUGACUCCAUAGUCUAGUCUCAUACAGAGUAUAGUACUGUACUAAACAACUCAUGCCAUUCUUGGAAGCUUUUGCCUCCUUUUGCUCGUCUACUUCUCCCCCAAAGGUUAAACCCUGUUCCCUUGUGACCUGCCCUGUCGAAACCCCCCCAAAACUGUAAAUUUAUAGCGCACUUGUUUUCUAUUUCGACCAGAAAUGGAAGGGUUGUUCAUGGUAGUGCUUCUUCCGCUCCUUUUUGGCAUUCUUUCUUCUUCUUCUUCUUCCUCUGCUCGUUCCCAUUCCCUUGCAUCUAGCUCGCUGAUUCCUCCUGACGCUUCGGUAUUGUUGGACUUCAAACUCAAAGCGGACUUGCACGGGAAGAAGCUUCAAGGCUUUGUGCCAACACCACCGUUUCUUUCUGCAAAUGGAACGGCGUCCGGUGCAGCGGCGACCGGGUGGUCCGUUUGGUGUGCAAAGGAAUGGGUUUGGACGGCUCUUUCGCUCCGGCAACUCUAACUCGUCUCAACCAGCUCAGAGCUUAGAGCCUUCAAGAAAAUUUCCUCACCGGACCUUUCCGAUCUGGUUAACCUCAAGCUCCUCUUCUUGGACCAUAACUUGUUCAGCGGCCUGAUACCGCCUUCGAUUUCCGCUCUCCAUCUCUUGAAAGCCAUCGAUCUAUCCUCCAACAACCUCACCGGAACCAUACCCGCCUCCUUGGACGGCAUUGGGCGGUUGUACCAUCUACGCCUCGAUUCCAACCGCCUCACCCGUCCCGUUCCGCCGCUCAACCAGUUUACCCUCCAUAUCUUCAAUGUCUCGCAUAACGCUCUCUCUGGUCCUAUUCCGGUGACGGCGGCAGUGUCGUGCUUCAGAAUGAGAGCCUUUACCUCCAAGCGGGCACUAUGCGGUGAGAUAUUACACCGCGAAUGCCAUCAUCCCAUAUUGCCCUUUUUCCCGCCAUCUCCGGCCGCAGUUACCCCACCACCGCAGUCCGCGAAGUCAUUAAAUCAAAAUAUGAAGCUGCACGACGGCGGACCUUACAGCCCUGUGGGAAACAAACCAAAAUCGAAAAGACCCGUUCUCAUAAUCGGGUUAUCCUUAGGCUUCUUUAUUCUAAUUUGUUCCGUUAUAUGCUUCGCUAUGGCAACAAGAAAAUCAAGCAAGCCUAUAGAAUCUGCUCCUAUACUUGCACUGGAUCCGGAGGCGGUGACGAGAAUGGGAGAAGAAAGCAGCGAGCUGGAAGAUAAGGUGAGGAGGGUGCAAGAAGGAAUGCAGGUAAUGGGGAAAAGUGGAAACUUGGUAUUCUCUGUGGGUGAGUCACAAAUGUAUACGCUGGAGCAGCUGCUGAGAUUGGGUGCUCGACAACCGUUUGAUUGUUUGUGUGAAGAGACUGGAUUCAGGGAGGAUGUCCGGGACGUGUAGGGAGAAGUUUGAACGGCACAUGGGAUCAGUGGCCGGCGGGUUGAGGCACCCAAAUCUGGUUCCGCUCCAGGCUUAUUUUGAGGCUCAGGAUGAGCGGCUUGUUGACUAUGAUUACCACCCCAGUGGUAGCCUCUUUUCUCUCAUCCAUGGGGGCUAAUGCGCCGAAUUUCCAAAUCACAGGGGGGUUUGGUGCAAUAAACCCCCAUCCCUUCUCCCCACGCAAGGUCUCAACUCUCAAGCUCGUACCCCUUUUCUUUUUCCGGACACUUCUCCCACCUUCACAAAGCAAUUUAGCCAAUUAAGUUCUUGCCCCCAGCAAUGCAAUUACUUAAAGGUCGGUACGUAUUACCCCACCCUAAUGAUUCACAAUAGCUCUUUAAUUUCUUCCUUCCAUCGAUGACAUCUCAUCUAAACCGGACGAAUGCUUGGCAAUUUUGAUUUUGAUUGUUACCUACACAAACCAUUAUGUACUUCCAUUCUUCGAUUUUUUUUUAUCUGCUAUAUGAAGCAUGCCAAGUCAAAUUUACAGAUAGGUCCGUAUGAGAGAGAACAAAAUGAGACAGGUAAUUCAUAAAUUAAUAAUGUUUCUUUUUGUUUUCUUUUAAAUAGAUGUACAAAUUUUACUAUUGGUUCAUUUGCAUGCAUCACCAGAUCUAUUUAAAUACCCUUAAAUCAGAUCCUAAAUUGACAAAAGUUAGUAUAUUUAUUUUCAAAAAAAUUUAGCUUCGUAUAUUUGAAAACAAUUUUUAUCCAGUUAUUUUUAUCCUUAUUUUCAUAAAACUGUUUUGGUUUUCAUCCUUGGUAUACGUAAUUUUCGUUAUUUUUCAUUAAAAAAAAACGUGUCACCCCUCAAAUGCAAAAAAAAAUCCUUAUUUUCAUAAAACUUUAAUUGCAUGUAUUCUUGCAUACAAUCUUGCACAUAAUUACAGUUUUUUUAAAGUCAUCUAAAUAAUUUAGUACUUGUGAUUUCAAAUGGAAAUAGAAAUGACAAAACUUCAUCAAAAUUGUAAAAACCAACGUAUGUGAUGCUUCAAAAUAGACAAAUGUUGGAUUAGAAGAGAGUAUCAAUUAAUAGCCUAAUAAUAAAUUAGGUAAUAGCCUAAUGUUAAUUUAGGAAUAAUUUGUAUUCUUGGAAACUCUUGUUAUUAUAAAUAUAUCUGCCAGGUACCCAAUUGGGUAACCUUUCCCAUUCUUUCACAUGGUAUCAAGAGCCUAAUUUUUUUUUCCUCUCUCUCUUCAAACCCUCGGUCCAUGUCUUCCGAGGCGCUACACACUUCCGCCGCGUCGCACACCUCUGUUGCGGCCAUGGUCAGCUCUGCAGUAUCCUCUUUCUCUUCAUCGACCACGGCGCCGGUCUCUUCUGCCUUCACCGCCGCAGCCGUGACCAACACCAGCGCCGCCGUCUCCUUGACCGCGCCGCCGCAGGUGUCAUCUUCUCAGACAGAACCAUUGUUGCAGCAAGUUUCUUCUCCGAAUGUUGCAGAAUUUCCGGGUACCUAUUCCUUGUUCCAGAACAUCCCUCCGUUGUUCCCAUGGCAGCCACCUGCUGUCUCCAAUAUUCCAGGCAUCUUCUCGACCCCGACGCCUACUGUUACGCCACAGCCACACUCCAGCCUGGGGUAUUUCGGCUCCACAUUCUCCGGUACACCUGGACUGUCUCGGCCGGCAGAACAGUCCCUCUUCCAGUCUCCGAUGGCCGCGAUUGCUCAAUCUAUUUCUCCGGCCAACAAUGUUACUCAAAUUGUUACAAUCAAGCUUAAAGAGGUGGAAGACUACAUCACAUGGCGCACUCAGUUUGAAUCGUUCCUAGUCUCUCAAGGUGUGUUUAAUUUCUUGGACGGUUCCACACCGGUACCUCCGAUGUACACGGUUGAUUUUAAUAAUCGCCAAAUAAUUAAUCCUGACUAUCAUCAUUGGUUACGGGUUGAUCAAACCAUUCGUUCUUGGAUAUUUGCUACCCUUACCCGUGAUGUUUUAAUUGAUGUACAUGAACUUAAACAUUCCUUUGAGAUCUGGGAACGACUACAAAAUAGAUUCCGGUCUGCUAGUCUGGCUAGAUCUAUGACACUUAGGCGUCUAUUAUCUAAUAUGAAAAAGAAAGAAAAUCAGUCUAUGGAAGCUUACUUAAGGGAAAUUCAUUUAUUAGUUGGAGAAUUGGCUGCUAUAAAUUCUCCUGUGUCCCAUAAAGAAGUUCUUCAGACCACACUUAUGGGGCUCGGGCCAGAAUAUGAAUCCACCAUGGGUACUAUUUCCCUAUUUCCUGACAAUUUUCCACCAGACAUUCUACAUCGGAGCCUGUUAGAGGCCGAACAACGAGUGCUUUAUCUUCGCCAACAGACCGCUCCACCUGCUUACCAGGCAUUCGGUGUACAAGAACGAGGCAAUGCAUCGCGUGGGGGCCGCGGUGGCCGCGGCAGAGGAGGUCGCGGCAGAACUGGGCGCGGCAGAGGCCGCGGAAAUUAUCAGUAUGGCCAGCAGCCCUACUACGGGCAGGGGCAGCAGCCUCUCAGCCAAGGGCAGCAGGUGGGGUCGCAACCGGGGCAGCUUCAUCAUCCGCCGGGGUCCGGUCAGCCCCAUGGAGCGCAGCAGCAACUGAGACCACCAACUGUUUUGUCCACUUUAAAUACGAAUGCUAUAUUAUUUUGUGGUCCUAAUGUCAAGUCUGCAGGCUCUCCAUCCGCUGAGGGAAUUCUUGGGGCAAUUCCCCCGCCUGUUGUCUGUCAAAUAUGUUUCUCUGCAGGUCAUUCUGCCCUCCAUUGUCCUUCCCGAUUUUCUCAACCAUCUGCUCCUGCACUUCUAACCGGUCCAGCUAAUGAAGCCCUGUGGUAUCCAGACACUGGUGCCUCUGCUCACAUGACGCCCUCUGAAGGUAUUUUGACAAAUAAAUCUACUUAUACUGGUCCAACUAUUGUUAGUGUUGCUAAUGGUGCUAAUCUUCCUAUAAAACAUGUUGGUGAUAUUUCUUUAACUUCCUCUGGCCGCCCACUGCUGUUGAAAUCUGUUUAUCAUGUGGCUAAUAUUAAAUUUAAUUUAAUUUCAAUUCAAAAAUUGUGUGCCGAUAAAAACUGUGUUGCUAUUUUUGACAAAAAUUCAUUUUUUGUUAAGGACAAAAUUUCGGGGGCGGUUCUUCUUCGGGCAACAACUAAUGGUCAUCUCUAUCCUCUCAGCCUGAGUCCACCAUCUACUCAAGCAUUAUCUUCAGUCCUCACCACUGGCCCUGUGUGGCAUCGUAGAUUAGGUCACUGUGGUGAAAACAUUUUACGUACUUUAAGCACUCAAAAACGCAUAUGUAAUAGCUCUAGUUUUUCUCAUGACUGUAUUUCUUGCCGGUUAGGCAAGUCUCAACGAUUACCUUUUUCAGAUGCUAAUCAUACUACUUCUUCUCCUUUGCAAUUAAUUCAUUCUGAUGUGUGGCAGUCUCCAGUUCUUUCUAAUUUGGGAUUUAAAUACUACGUAUGUUUUAUUGAUGAUUUUUCGCGUUUCACGUGGAUUUACCCAUUGCGUGCUAAAACCGAGGUGUUUGACCAAUUUAAAAUUUUUAAGACUUUAGUUGAAAAUCUCUUCAACUCUAGAAUUAAAAAUUUUCAAAGUGAUGGAGGGGGUGAAUUUGUUAAUUCUACUAUGCAGCAAUUUUUUAAUUCUCAUGGAAUUUAUUUUCAAAAAUCAUGUCCUCACACUCCUCAACAAAAUGGGGUUGUUGAGCGUAAACAUCGUCAUCUACUUGAACUUACUAGGACAAUGUUGAUUGAGGCUUCUCUCCCUAGUUGUUUCUGGGUAGAUGCUAUUUUUACGGCUGCAUAUAUUAUUAAUAGAUUACCUACUCCAACACUUUCUGGUUUAUCUCCAUAUGAAAAAUUAUUUCAAAAACCUCCUGAUUAUACCUUUUUACGUGUUUUUGGAUGCGCUUGCUUUCCAAAUAUUUCUGCCACUUCUUCAAAUAAACUUUCUCCUAGGUCCGUUCAAUGUGUUUUUCUGGGUUAUGCAUCUGGUUAUAAAGGUUAUCGUUGUCUUAAUCCUACCACCGGCAAAAUUUACAUUAGUCGUCAUGUGCGUUUUCAUAAAAAUGUUUUUCCGUUCACCACUUUGAUCUCCUCUGCAUCCACCUCCUCUUCCUCGGAUCACCCGACCUCACCAGAACUACCAUUCUCUUCCUGGAACAAUUUCUCUUUUAGCCCACAUCUUACCUCUCGGCCAUCCAUGUCUCUGGAACACACCGAGACACGCAGCCCACAUCUACCAGUCCACCAUACUAGUUCAGCCACCUCACCUCUUAUGUCAGAAAAAUCAGCCUGUCACAUCACACCUCCCACUCCAAUUCCCUUAUUCCUUGACUCAGCCCAGCCUUCCACGCCACUCAGCACCCAGAACAGCGCCCAAACACCCUCUUCCAGUCCACCAGUAGCUUCCAAUUUCCCGUCAACCAUCAGCCCUCCUUCUCCGGUCCACAAUCCAGUCAGCUUACCACCUUCCACUCCCCCAAUUUCGACCACCAACCACGACCUCGACAUAGUGCCCGAACCGCCACCUAUUUCUAUUGCUAAUGUCCACCCGAUGCAAACUCGGGCAAAAUCUGGAAUUUUUAAACCAAAACCCGUUUUUAAUUUAAACACGGUUGUUAUUUCACCAGACCCCACUUGCUUUUCUGCGGCAAAUAAACAGUUGAUAUGGCGUCAGGCUAUGGCUGAGGAAUUUAAUGCACUUAUUGCUAACCACACUUGGGACUUGGUGCCGUUUGAUAACUCUAAAAGUAUUGUUGGAUCUAAGUGGAUUUAUAAGACAAAAUAUUUAUCUGAUGGUUCCAUUGAGCGCCACAAAGCACGUUUAGUUGCUCAGGGUUUUAACCAGCAGGCUGGUGUAGAUUUUUCUGAAACUUUUAGUCCUGUCAUUAAACCCACCACUGUUCGUACUGUUCUUACCUUAGCGAUUUCUUUUGGGUGGGUUAUGCGUCAGCUGGAUGUUAAAAAUGCUUUUCUUCAUGGUCAUUUAACAGAAGAGGUUUAUAUGCGUCAGCCGCGGGGUUUCAUUCACCCUCAGUAUCCUCAUCAUCUAUGUCGUUUGCGUAAGGCUAUUUAUGGUCUUAAACAGGCCCCGCGAGCAUGGUUUCAUAGGUUCAGUAGUUUUCUCCUUUCUCAUAAUUUUUUAUGUAGUAAGUCGGAUAACUCUCUAUUCAUUUAUCGUCAGGGUCCUUCAUUUAUUUAUUUAUUUAUUAUUAUAUGUGGAUGACAUUAUUAUUACUGGUAAUUCCUCUUCUGUUGUCACUGAGUUUAUUCAUCUUAUUGCUCGACAUUUUGCAAUGAAAGACUUGGGUGAUCUUCAUUAUUUUCUUGGCAUUCAGGCCACUCGUCAUAGUAAAGGUCUAUUCCUCUCUCAGCAUAAAUAUGUCUCUGACCUCUUAUCCCGAUUUCACUUACACACUAUAAAGCCUGUUCGCACUCCUCUUGCGUCUCGUACUUCUUUAUCACUCACUGAUGGCGAGUUACUUGCAGAUGCGACUGAAUAUCGCAGCAUGGUAGGUGCAUUACAGUAUUUAACUUUGACAAGACCUGAUAUUACUUAUGCAGUGCAUUUAGUCUCUCAGUUUAUGCAUGCCCCACGCACCACUCACCUUUUUGCUGUCAAGAGGAUUUUUAGAUAUUUGCAGGGUACCAUUGAUCAUGGUCUGUGGCUUCAGCCCACACAAAAGGCGACUUGCAUUAUAGCAUACUCGGAUGCAUAUUGGGCUGGGUGUCCUGACACGUCUCGGUCCACCACGGGUUAUGCUGUUUUUCUAGGACCCAAUCUCGUGUCUUGGAAAUCCAAGAAGCAGCCUACUGUCUCCAAAUCCUCUACAGAAGCGGAGUAUCGUGCUAUUGCUUACACGGUGCAGGACACACUUCAUAUUCGGUCCAUUCUGUUCGAGCUUGGAUUUCCAAUCACGGCCCCAGUUCGUCUGUUCUGCGACAACAUCUCUGCUUUCUACUUGACAGCGAAUCCUGUUCAGCAUGCUCGGAGCAAGCAUAUUCAGAUUGACUAUCACUUUGUUCGUGAACGCGUGGCUCAUGGUGAUCUUGUCGUUAAAUAUGUGCCUACUAGUCUUCAACUGGCUGAUAUAUUUACUAAGAGUCUCUCUAGUCAGCAAUUUCAUUUUUUAAAAGACAACCUGCGCGUUGUAUCUCCCGCACAGUUUGAGAGGGUGUAAUAGCCUAAUAAUAAAUUAGGCAAUAGCCUAAUGUUAAUUUAGGAAUAAUUUGUAUUCUUGGAAACUCUUGUUAUUAUAAAUAUAUCUGCCAGGUACCCAAUUGGGUAACCUUUCC